Sarcophilus harrisii (Tasmanian devil) is the source of this 2158-nucleotide messenger RNA. Its product is annotated as zinc finger protein 501-like. The record is from RefSeq and is a predicted model, not a curated record. Gene Ontology annotation, biological process: regulation of transcription by RNA polymerase II. The transcript is spliced from 3 exons. Gene Ontology annotation, molecular function: RNA polymerase II cis-regulatory region sequence-specific DNA binding; DNA-binding transcription factor activity. Bases 120 to 1586 code for a protein of 488 amino acids. Lineage: Eukaryota; Metazoa; Chordata; Mammalia; Dasyuromorphia; Dasyuridae.
UCAUCUUAUGACUUUUGAUGGUGUAGGAGGUGGUGACAUUCAAGGAUGUGGCUGUAGACUUCAGCCAGGAGCAGUGGGGCCUCUUGGACCAUUCUCAGAAGGAGUUGUACAAGGAGGUCAUGCUGGAGAAUGCCUGGAACCUGCUCUCUCUGGGACUUCCAGUUCCCAGAGAAGAUGUGAUCUUUUAUUUUAACCAAAGGGAAGUACCAUGCAUGCUGGACCAAGAAGGCCUGAGGAGCUGCCCUCCAGAAGAUGCAAUGGGACAUGAAAUAAAGGAAACUGCUGCAGAUCUGAGCCUUUCUGUGGUAGAAAGUCACAAGCAAAGAUUCAUGACUGAUGGUCCCUGUGACUUGUCUUGGAGAGAAAUCUGUGUGACAUGUGAGAUCAUCGAUUCUGGAGAGAAGCAAAGUAGAAUAGCUUUUAGAGAGAAAAGAGUUCUUACUAGGCAUCAGAGAAUCCACACUGAGGAGAAAACACAUGUAUGUUACCAAGAUGGAAAUGUCUUUAGACAAAUGGAAAGACUUAUUCCCCAUCAGAGAAUCCACACUGGACAGGAACCUUAUGAAUCUUACCAAUGUAGAAAGGGUUUUACAGAAAAUAGAUCACUUAGUCUACAUCAGGCAUUCCACACUGGAGAGAAACCUUAUGAAUGGAACCAGAGUGGAAAGGCCUUUAGGCAAAGGGCAUCUCUUACUGGACAUCAGGUAAUGGACAAUGGAGAGAAACCUUAUAAAUGUAACCAGUGUGGAAAGGCUUUUAUAGGAAGUGAAACUCUUAAUAGACAUCAGAGAAUCCACACCGGAGAGAAACCUUAUAAAUGUAACCAAUGUGAAAAGGCUUUUACAAAAAAGGAUUCUCUUAUUGGACAUCAGAGAAUCCACACUGGAGAAAAGCCUUAUGAUUGUAACCAGUGUGGAAAGGCUUUUACAAAAAAGAGCAAUGUUAUUGUACAUCAGAGAAUCCACACUGGAGAGAAACCUUACGAAUGUUAUCAGUGUGGAAAGGCCUUUACACAUAAGACUACUUUUACUGUACAUCAGAUAAUUCAUACUGAAGAGAAAGCAUAUGCAUGUUACCAAUGUGGAAAAGCCUUUAAAUACAAGAAAAAUCUUACUGCACAUCAGAGAAUCCACAAUGGAGAGAAACCUUAUAAAUGUAACCUAUGUGGAAAGGCUUUUAUAGGAAGUGGAACUCUUAAUAGACAUCAGAGAAUCCACACAGGAGAGAAACCUUAUAAAUGUAACCAAUGUGGAAAGGCUUUUACAAAAAAGUAUUCUCUUACUGGACAUCAGAGAAUCCACACUGGAGAAAAGCCUUAUCAUUGUAACCAAUGUGGAAAAGCUUUUACAGAAAGGACAUCUCUUACUGGACAUCAGAGAAUCCACACUGGAGAGAAACCUUAUGAAUGUAACCAAUGUGGAAAGGCUUUUAGUCAAAAAGGAAGUCUUAUCGUACAUCAGAGAAUCCACACUGGAGAGAAACCUUAUGAAUGUAAGCAGUGUGGAAAGACUUUUAGAUAUAAGACAAGUCUUACUGCCCAUCAGAAAGUUCACACAGUAGAGAAUUCUUAUAAAUUUACCCAAUAAGGAAAGGACUUUUGAUUGGCUGGUGCCAAAUCUGAAGAAAGGUAAAGAUAUUAAAUUAAGGAGAAAAAUGAAUCGGGCAUAUCAGAAGAAGAUGUGGUAGUAUUGAUACCUUCUAUAUUUAGCCUUCUCUAGCCAUAAUCCUAAGGACAUAGGGAGGAAGGAAACAUAAAAGAUGAUUAAAGAUAGCAGAUAGGUUCUUAUGCAUAUCGGAUCCUUCUUUUCCACCUGGUCACCUAUUUGAAGAACAAUGUGGUGGAAUGUAAAGAUGGCUAGAUUUUGGUUAAAGAUUUCACUUCUGAGAUAACAGCUUAUAUCAAUCAAAUUUGCUAUGUUGACCCAAAAGUUGGAAAUAGGUUUAGAGUUCUAAAGGAUUAGAGGAACAAUAAUAAAUGUGUGUAAGUAUGAAUUGGUCCAGUUGUUAUAAAAAUCAUUUGAUAUUAGGAAUUGUUAAAAGGUGAUCAAAUGCCCAUCUAUCAGGUCAAGGAAAAAAUAUUUAAAGCAACCAGAAAGAACCAAUUCAGAUGUCGAGGAGCCACAAUCAAGAUUACCCAGGACCUAGCAGCUUCCACCUU